Messenger RNA from Seriola dumerili (greater amberjack), 2625 nucleotides. RefSeq names its product sarcoglycan beta (gene sgcb). Gene Ontology annotation, cellular component: sarcolemma; sarcoglycan complex. NCBI's taxonomy places the organism in Eukaryota, Metazoa, Chordata, Actinopteri, Carangiformes, Carangidae. Bases 12 to 947 code for a protein of 311 amino acids. The record is from RefSeq and is a predicted model, not a curated record. Gene Ontology annotation, biological process: muscle organ development. The transcript has 6 exons.
GGAGGGUCAACAUGGCGUCCGAACAGGAGAGCUCCAAUGGGCCAGUGAAGAAAUCCAUGCGAGAGAAGGCCAUAGAAAGGCGCAGUAUCAACAAGGAACACAACAGUAAUUUUAAAGCUGGCUAUGUACCCAUAGAAGAAGAGCGUCUUCAUAAGACAGGGCUGAGAGGACGCAAGGGAAACAUGGCUGUUUGCAUCAUCGUCCUCCUCUUCCUCCUUGCCCUAAUUAACCUCAUUAUCACACUUGUGAUAUGGACAGUGAUCCGUAUUGGUCCGAAUGGCUGUGACAGCAUGGAGUUCCAUGAGACUGGCCUGCUGCGCUUCAAACAGAAGGCGGACAUGGGCAUCGUUCACCCACUGCACAAGAGCACAGUGGGAGGUCGUAAGGACCAGGACCUGGUCAUCGUUGGCAACAACAACCCGGUUGUGUUCCAGCAGGGCAGUUCUAAGCUGAGCGUAGAAAAGGACAAGACCUCAGUCGUCAGUGACGUUGGCAUAUCCUUCACAGACCCUCGCACCCAGAACACUUUCUUCAGCACAGACUUUGAAAACCAUGAGUUCCAUUUGCCCAAAGGAGUCAAAGUCCUCAGUGUGAAAAAGGCCUCCACAGAAAGGAUCACCAGCAGUGCAGCGUCUGACCUGAACAUCAAAGGGGACAGCAAGGCCAUUAUCCGUGGUAACGAGGGGGUCAACAUCAUGGGCCGGACUGUAGAGUUCAAAAUGGGUGGAGGCAUCGAGCUCAGGGCUGAAAACAGCAUCGUCCUCAAUGGGUCAGUCAUGUUCAACGCCACACGCAUCCCUAACUCCGCAGGAGAUGUGUAUUUCGAUGAGGGUCUGGAGAGGUACAAGCUCUGCAUGUGUGCAGAUGGGACUCUGUUCCGUGUGCAGGUGAAAUAUCCCAACAUGGGCUGCCAGACAUCAGACAACCCGUGCAGGAAAGCUCAUUAGGCGUCUGGACUGGAAUCUGCUGAUUACAAAUUUGCAUAUAUAUAUAGGACAUUCUAUAGGAAAUUCAUCAUGACUUGCACAUAAUAAUACCUCUGUAGUUCACCUGGCAAAUUCUGUAUUCCUUAUUUUGUUUGCAAAGCAGGAAUUGUGUUACAGAUCGUUACCACUUGGCCAAAGAUAUUAACAUAUACGUGCUGAAGUAUUUUUAUUGUUCUGCAGAUUUGCCAACUUUAUCUGAAAGUGUAUUGUGCCAUGUAAGCACAUAGCACUUAUAUUUAACAUUAUACUGUGGUUUACAUCGCCCAUUGGCAGCAAUUAGAAGCUACAGUAUUACAUUUUUGCCUUACCGUCCAGUGUUACUAAAAUACACUCAGAUGGCAGUUUAUUAGGUACGCCUAGCUAAAAACAUUACAACAGUCCUGCCAUAAAUCCUCUCCUGGUGAAGGUUAUAAUGUUCAGUUUGUAUUGAAAUAGUUGUAGAGAGGCGUUGAUUCAACUGUGUGAUCAUUCAGGAGGAUGUAGUCUGUGGUGCUACUGUAUUAUAUUUAGCCCUACUCUCAUUAAUAUAAAUGGGGUGGACAAAAUAAUAGAAACACCUGUCUGUAUAAUGCAUUACAAUUCAACAGCACCACAAACUGCAGCCUCCAGAAUUACUAUAAAGUUGAAUCAACAUCUCUCUGAGAAUGAACAUUACAACCCUCAUGAAGGAGGAUUUCUUACAGGAUUGUUAGACAAUUCGAGUAGAGAGUAGACUUUAAAAAACACACAUAUACACAACAAAGAACACACAACCAGCGCAACACAAACUGUCCACUAUAAGAAAAAAAACAAACAAUGACAAUGACAUGAAGAAACAACAUAAAAAACCUUGCCACAAAUACGUUAGGACAGAAAAAUAAGCAGCCAAACACAGUCUCUCCACAAGCAGCAACCCCGAAAGUACAGUAGUAGUUUUAGCUAGGUGUUCCUAACAAACUACCAACUGAGCGUACAGACCACGUAGAGGGAUUGUAUAUGACUUUAUUUGCUAUUCUUUGUUACUGGCAGCUGUGUUUGAUAUUUUCUUUAUUAUUUUCACUGACUAAAGUAAGACACUACAAGAUUAUAUUGAGUUAUGCGACACUUGCUGAUGAAAUGCACAAAAUCUGGGUUGAACUGUAAAACUAAAUAUACAUUUUAAGCCAUUCAGUAAUGCUACAGUAGAAUAGGUCUCUUUCUGCACAUCUUCGACUGUCCAUCUUGCACGUGCCAAUGGAUUUACAAGGGAUGAUAUAUGAGAAAUUACACACACACACACGUACACAUACAUAGAUAUAUAUAUAUAUAAAAUAUUCUAAUUUUGUUGCAAAAGCUUUUUUACAGUGAGAUAGAGUGUUUGCACUAAGUUAAACUCCAGAUUAAUGCAGAUCUCUUUAAAUGUUCAUGAAUGUCAGGAAAGUUUAAAUCAUCAGUAGCUUGGUUUGACGCUUAUAUUGAGUGGUUUGAAUUUUUGUGCAAUAUAGUCUAUAAUUGAUUUGACUUUUAUUUUGCCUUGGAUUGUCUUGUCUGUUUUAUAACAGUACUGAUGUUGAGAAUAUUUGUUAUUAAUGUCAUGAUGUAGUUUUUCUCAGAGCGUCACAGCCUGUUGUGAAAGAAUGGAGUGUUUAUGAUCCACUAAAUGGAAAAAAAAAAAAAAAAA